Cinclus cinclus is the source of this 1500-nucleotide messenger RNA. RefSeq names its product TraB domain containing (gene TRABD). The coding region runs from base 170 to 1291 and encodes 373 amino acids. The transcript has 10 exons. NCBI's taxonomy places the organism in Eukaryota, Metazoa, Chordata, Aves, Passeriformes, Cinclidae. The record is from RefSeq and is a predicted model, not a curated record.
AUCGCUCAGCACGGCAGGUCAGCGGGGACGGGGGGCGGCCGCGCUGCCGCGUCCCGCCGGGCCGGGUGGCGGCGGGGACGUGUUGGGGCCGACCCCGGUCGCGGCGGGUGCGUGCGAGAGGGAGCGGAUGUUCUCGUGUGGUUGGUGAAAAUAAGCCUACGCUGCAGGAAUGCAAGAGGAGCAACAGCCUGAGGCUGCUGCAGAUCCAAUGUCGUCCUCUGAUGCACCAGAUGAUGGCCCAAAGGAAACGUCAAGUGUAUCGCAGAAUAUCUCUGAUGCAGAUGCAUUUAAAAUUCUCCUCGAGAUGAAGUUGAAGAAGAGGCAGAAAAGACCUGCUUUACCAAGCACUGUGACUGAGCUUGACACUGAGGAUGGUUCUAAAGUAUAUGUGGUUGGAACAGCCCACUUCAGUGACAGCAGCAAAAAGGAUGUAGUAAAGACAAUACAAGAAGUGCAGCCUGAUGUAGUUGUGGUGGAACUGUGCCAGUACAGAGUUUCUAUGUUAAAGAUGGAUGAAAAGACAUUACUAAAAGAAGCCAAAGAAAUAAAUCUGGAAAAACUUCAACAAGCUAUAAAGCAGAAUGGAGUCAUGUCUGGAUUGAUGCAAAUGCUGCUUCUGAAAGUUUCUGCUCACAUCACAGAACAGCUGGGAAUGGCCCCAGGAGGAGAAUUCAGGGAGGCUUUCAAAGAGGCCAGUAAAGUACCUUUCUGUAAAUUCCACCUGGGAGACCGACCCAUCCCUGUUACAUUUAAGAGAGCAAUUGCUGCGCUUUCCUUCUGGCAAAAAGUCAAGCUUGCUUGGGGCCUUUGCUUUUUAUCUGACCCCAUCAGUAAAGAUGAUGUGGAGAAAUGCAAACAGAAGGAUUUACUGGAACAGAUGAUGGCAGAAAUGAUUGGAGAAUUCCCUGAUCUUCAUCGAACGAUUGUCUCUGAACGAGAUAUUUACUUGACCUACAUGCUGAAGCAAGCAGCAAAGCAGAUAGAACUACCUCGAGCUUCAGAAAAUGAACCUAGAAAAUAUAUCCCAGCUGUUGUAGUUGGUGUUGUUGGCAUGGGUCAUGUACCUGGAAUUGAAAAGAACUGGAAUUCUGACUUAAAGAUCCAGGAAAUAAUGAGUGUGCCUCCUCCAUCAGCUUCAAGUAAGAUUUUCAAAUUUGUUUUAAAAGCAACAGUUUUUGGACUGCUGGGAUAUGGCUGCUACCGAAUAGGUCACAGGACAGUUCAGUUUGUUCUCUCAAUGCCAGCAACACAGAGCUAUCUUCAGAGGCUGACAGAGGUGCCUCAGCAGUGAACAUCAAGUAGAGGCUCUGUGUGAAGAAGGUGGCUGAAGAAAGGGUGAUGGAGGCAACGCAUGAGCUGGACUGAAGGAUGAGGAUUCUAGUCAGAGCUGAUUGAUGCUGAGCAACACUCAAUCACUAUAUAAUAAAAUAUUUGAUACACCAGCUAUGAUCUAAUCAAUAGUUUUGAUUCUUAAUAGGUGUGUUGCAUGAAACCAGAUGA